ACUGGGGCUCUUUUCACAAUCGUCCUUCUUUCACCAACCUCACAGCUAGCAGCUGUAAAUUUCUUCCACAGAGAAAGAGACAGAGCCAGAGAGAGAGAGAGGGAAUUUGAUUCCCCCAUCGAUCAUGUCGUUCUCGUUCUUCAAGCCGUCGAGGCCCAAAACCCCUCAGGAGGUCGCCAAGGCCAUUCACGACAGCCUCACAGCCCUCGACACCCAGACCGUCGCCGAAGUUAAAGCCCUCGAAAAGGCGUUGGAAGAGGUUGAAAAGAAUUUCGGGAUUAUGAGAUGUAUGCUUGUCGGAGAUGCGGAGACGGAACCUAAUAUGGAACAAGUUUCGCAGCUUGUGCUCGAGAUAUGUAAGGAGGAUGUUCUUGCUCUUCUAGUUCACAAGUUACCUAUACUGGGAUGGGAAGCAAGAAAAGAUUUGGUCCAUUGUUGGUCCGUGUUAUUGAAGCAAAAGGUUGAGGAUACUUAUUGCUGCGAACAAUACAUUGAGGACCAUACUGAGCUGCUAGACUUUCUGGUCGUGAGCUAUGAUAACAAGGAAAUUGCCUUAAAUUGUGGAGCUAUGUUGAGGGAUUGCAUCAGAUUCCCUAUUCUUGCAAAAUACAUAUUGGAGUCUGCAAGCUUUGUUUUGUUCUUCAAAUUUGUGGAGUUGCCUAACUUUGAUGUAGCUUCUGAUGCAUUUUCUACCUUUAAGGACUUACUUACUAAACAUGGAACGGUGGUAUCUGAAUUUUUGACUGCGCACUAUGAUGAGUUCUUCGAUCUGUAUGAAAAACUGUUGACAUCUCCUAACUACGUGACUAGGAGGCAAUCUUUAAAGCUUCUUACGGAUUUCCUAUUGGAGCCUCCAAAUUCUCAUAUAAUGAAACGCUACAUUUUAGAAGUUCGGUUCUUGAAAGUCAUGAUGAUGCUGCUGAAGGAUUCAAGCAAAAACAUCCAGAUUGCUGCCUUCCACAUUUUCAAGGUCUUUGUUGCUAAUCCUAAUAAGCCUCGAGAAGUCAAGGUUAUUCUGGCUAAGAACCAUGCAAAAUUGACGGAGUUGCUCCAGAAUCUUUCUGCUGGAAAAGGUGAUGAAGAUGACCAAUUUGAAGAGGAAAAGGAGCUAAUCAUCAAGGAAAUUGAAUUAGUAACCCAACAACCUAAUCUUGGAUACUAGUUUGUGUCUCCUAGUUGCCUUUCUUCCCAAGUCCUAUAUUCGAAUUUUAAUGCUUUUACUGUGAUGAUCUUCUGACAAACGCUGUUUGCCAACAAACAAGGAGAUAAAAAGGAAUUCAUAGAACAGGAUGGUUUCAAUGCACUAGCAGGAGUGGAUGUAUCAAGAACUGUAUCCCCUUGUGAUCUUGUUGAAUUAAAAAAGAAAAGAAGGAAAUUCUUUUCGAUACACACAUUAUUGUAAAAGUGGUUGUUAUUCAGUGAUUUUGAGCACUGUAUGAGUCAUACUCAGUAGUUACUUGUUCUA
Rosa rugosa (rugosa rose) is the source of this 1465-nucleotide messenger RNA. RefSeq lists its product as uncharacterized. The record is from RefSeq and is a predicted model, not a curated record. The transcript has 11 exons. Gene Ontology annotation, molecular function: protein serine/threonine kinase activator activity. Gene Ontology annotation, biological process: intracellular signal transduction. Lineage: Eukaryota; Viridiplantae; Streptophyta; Magnoliopsida; Rosales; Rosaceae. The coding region runs from base 125 to 1162 and encodes 345 amino acids.